AUGGAGCUGGGAGUUCAAGUCACCCUGGUCGCGCAGCAAAUCGCAAAGGCAAUUCACACCAUUGAGCGCAAGGAGAUCCGCGUCAGCAAUGCCCGCCGCAACUGGCCCAAUGAGGUACCCGACAUUUUAGUUUGCACUCCUCGAGCAGCAGCACAGGGCUUGGCUCCCUGCCAGAGCCAAGAUGAAAUGGCUCGCAAACAAGCCUUGAAGCGAAUCAAAGAUGUGGAGUUGGUGGUCUUUGAUGAAGCAGACCUCUUGAUGGACUUCGGAAGUCAGUCAGACGACGUGCAGGCACAAAGGGAAACUGACUCCAGAAAAUCUAAAAAUAUAUCUAUCUAUCUAUUUAUCUAUUUAUCUACCUACCUACCUAGCUAG
Messenger RNA from Durusdinium trenchii, 375 nucleotides. The record is from the annotation of a GenBank genome assembly. Lineage: Eukaryota; Dinophyceae; Suessiales; Symbiodiniaceae.